AUGACACGUAGGAGAGAAGUUGGCCUUGAGUUGGAAUGGAGCCAAAUUAAUGCCUUCCAAAAGGCUGCGCAAAACCUGAACCAUGAGGCCUUCAAAAAGUCCUUCCAAGAGGUUGUGCGAAGUGGUGAUUGGAACGCUGUAGAGGAAUUCAUUGAGCGACAUCCCGGUUCUGCGGGUUUGAAAAUCACAAAUUUGGGCGGGACGGCUCUUCACCUUGCUGUUCAAAAUGUGUAUGAGCAUAUAGUGGAGAAGUUAGUGGCGAUAAUGUCGGAACAAGAAUUGGAAGUUAGAGAUAACAAUGGGUAUAUAGCUCUAGAUUAUGUUUUGCGUAGUAAAAAUUUGGCUCGCUAUUUCUAUUCUCGCACUCUAGAGGGAGAUCUAACGCCAGAAAAACGCAAGAAUGGUGCUGCACUUUGUUGCCGAGCUAUAUUCACGGGAAAUUUAGAUAUUGCUUUGGAAUUAAUUGAGCGUUGUCCAAGUUUGGCUCUUGUUAGGGACGUAUUCUUCGAUGGCAGCCCUUUGGAUCAAUUGGUUUGUAGUUCUUUUGCAUUCCCGAGUGAAAAUCGGAUGGUGUUUUGGAAACGAUGGAUCUACAAGUGUUAGUACAAUCUCCUUUUUCUUUGUUUUUCUUUAAACUUAAUUUACUGGGAUUAAUUAGCCUCAUCAAAGUACUGAGUAGACAAGCUACUCCGCCUUGAGGGGUAGUAUAUAUAUAGACAAUAGGGCAAAGCCAA
This is a messenger RNA of Corylus avellana, 734 nucleotides long. The record is from RefSeq and is a predicted model, not a curated record. Lineage: Eukaryota; Viridiplantae; Streptophyta; Magnoliopsida; Fagales; Betulaceae.